Messenger RNA from Eptesicus fuscus (big brown bat), 3594 nucleotides. RefSeq names its product opioid growth factor receptor (gene OGFR). The record is from RefSeq and is a predicted model, not a curated record. Lineage: Eukaryota; Metazoa; Chordata; Mammalia; Chiroptera; Vespertilionidae. Gene Ontology annotation, molecular function: opioid growth factor receptor activity. Gene Ontology annotation, cellular component: membrane. The transcript has 7 exons. The coding region runs from base 35 to 1609 and encodes 524 amino acids.
UUCCGGCGGAGCGCGGUCCCGCCGCCAUCCGAGCAUGGACGACCCGGACCGCGACUCCACCUGGGAGGACGAGGAGGAGGAGGAGGAGGACGGCGGGGGCCCGAGCGCCGGGGAGGACGAUGGCGAGGCCGGCGCCCCGGGAGAUGCGGAGGACGAGGACGGGGACGAGGACGAGGAGGCGCGGCCCCGCGCGCUGCAGUCUAGGAUGACGGGGUCCCUAAACUGGAGAGCCAUGCAGGACACACGCAGGUACCGGCACCACUACCCGGAUUUGAUGGAAGGGGACAGCAACGGUGACAUGCCAAACCUGAGUUUCUACAGAAAUGAGAUCCAGUUCCUGCCCAAUGGCUGUUUCAUUGAGGAUAUUCUUCAGAAGUGGAGGGACGACUACGACCUCCUGGAGGACAACCAUUCCUACAUCCAGUGGCUCUUUCCUCUGCGGGAGCCAGGGGUGAACUGGUACGCCAAGCCCCUCACGCAGCGGGAGAUCAAGGCCUUUAAAAGCACCAAGGAAGCUGGGGAGCGGUUUGUCCAGGCCUACGAGCUCAUGCUGGGGUUCUACGGAAUCGAGCUCGAGGACCGGGACACAGGCAAGGUGCGCCGAGCGCAGAGCUACCAGAAGCGCUUCCAGAAUCUCAACUGGCACAGCCACAACAACCUCCGCAUCACGCGCAUCCUCAAGUCGCUGGGCGAGCUGGGCCUGGAGCGCUACCAGGCGCCGCUGGUGCGCUUCUUCCUGGAGGAGACGCUGGUGCGCGGCGAGCUGCCGGGCGUGCGGCAGAGCGCCCUGGACUACUUCGUGUUCACCGUGCGCUGCCCGCGCCAGCGCCGCGCGCUGCUGCGCUUCGCCUGGGAGCACUUCCGGCCGCGCCGCCAGUUCGUCUGGGCGCCCCACGACAAGCUGCGGAGGCUCAGGCUGCACUCCCCACCUCGCCCGCCCUUGCCUGCGGGCCCCGAGCAGGCCGAGGGGGAGGCGAGCCCCGUGGACGCCCCCCUCAAGGAGGGCGCACAGGGGCGGACCUGCGGACCGGGCGAGGGCGGGGAUAGUGUGGCCGCGGGGCCCCAGCAGCCGCGCACUGAGCCCCAGGAGGAGGGAGCCCCGGAGAGGGACCUGGGAGAGGAGGCCGGGAGCCAGGGGGAGGAGGGGCCGGAGCCCGCGAGCCCCAAGGAGAGCAAGAAGAGGAAGUUGGAGCUGAACCGGCGGGAGCAGGCCCCAGGGGAGCUGGGCCCCCAGAGCGCCUCGGAGGUGGAGAAGAUCGCCCUGAACCUGGAGGGCUGCGCCCUCAGCCAGGGCAGCCUCGGGGCAGGGACCCAGGAAAUGGGCAGCCAGGAACCCGGGGAGACCGAGCAGCCCUGUCCCCCGCCCCCACGGGCCAAGGUGGCUGACGAAGUGAGGAAACGAAGGAAAGUGGAUCAGACGCCGGCCCCCACCUGGCCCCCUGGCCCCUCGGGGCGUCCUGAGGCCGGGGUGGGCGAGAAUGAGGUGGAGGAGGAGGCAGAAGGCCAGGGGGUGCUGGAGCAGGGGGCCCCCAGGAGCCCGGCCCCCGCCGAACCUGCGUUGGACGCGGGGGCGGGGGCGGGGCUGGCUGCCAAGCCCCCAACGCCUUAGGCUGUGGGACCAGCGGGCGCAUUGCCAGCUGUCCCAGCGCCCAGCAGUGCUGGCCUCGCCGGGUCACUGCGGCGUGCCCAGGCCCCAGGGAAGGCCAAGGACUUCAGAGCCCUUACCUCGGCCUCACCGGCUGCCUCCCUCUGUGCCGCUGACCCUUCUUUGUAAAUGGGCCCUGAGGGCCUGGCAGGGCGUGGGGCUCACUUUCUUAGUCUAGUGCCCAGGCCUUUUCUGAAUAAAUACACUUGAUUUCGAGUGUUUUGGUGUGGAUAGCGGUCCUGUGGGUGGCAAGGUGGAUUGGCCUGGUUCCGUGGGCCAUGCUGCUCUCUGGACUCUGGCCGCCUGCCCUGCCCACUGCACCCUGGUCACAGGGCAUGCGGCUGGCUUUGUUCCGUGGCUGCAUUUGUUACCCGUUCAGAGGAAGGCUGGGCACAGGCGGCGCCGCCAGCGGGGGGCAGUGUUCAGAAUGCCCAGGUCUAGCCACUCCUUCGCCUGCCGGGAUUCUGAGUGCAGUGAUGUGCUUUGGAAGCAAACUAACGCAGCUGUGUUCUCUGUGGCUUUGUCCCUGCCCUGCCAGCCACGGCCCCCUGCUGACCCUCCACUCCAAGGCACAGCCUCCCAGGACGCCCUUGGCUCCUCCAACCUGGCACGGGCACAGUGCAUCCCCUGCUAUAGCAGGCCCUCGCCCCGGGACACGGGGAGCUCCCAGCCUGGCUUCAUCCCCUGAGCCAGGAGCCCUCCCUUCCUGACACUGGCAUGGGGGGACUUGGCAGAGGGCCACACACACUUGCCUUUGCACAAAUGAAGUGAUGAGCUCACUGCUCUCCUGAGGAAGGAGGGAGCUGCGGAGGGCGAUCCUCCUCCUUUCCAUGAGAAGCAUUGACAAUUUGCUCUAGUCCCGGGGAGGGCAGGAGGGGCGGGGGGAGACUCGGAUGUGACAGACAAAUUGGAAGUCAUUUUGGAGGGAGAGACCCUGCCUGAACUCUCCAGCACCCACAUGGGGGAGGGGCAUGUCCUUAUCCUCUGUUUGCACCGCAGAGGCACUGAGUGCUGAUGUGGGUGUGGGACGUCAAACACUGAGUCAGGGACUCCAGUGGUCGGGGUCCAGGGUGAGAGCCUGUGGGGUUCAAGUUCAGAUAGAGAAGCUUGAUGCCAGAAGGAAACUCCACUGGAGUCGCCCUGGGGUCUGUGCCCAGCAGUGGGGAACUAGGGACAGCCAGGCAGCUCCAGUACACUGACCCCUAUCCCCCAGGCCCAGGCCACUGCAGCUGUUUGGGCUUGGCCGCAGGGGCCGCUCUGGGGAGUGGGAAGGGGGGCGGGCGUUUCCCAUCAGCAGGAUGGAAGGGUUUGCUAGGAGUUGGGGCUGGCGUGCUGCGGGCAGUGGAGCAGGAUGCCAGGUACCAGGUGGCUCCUGAAGGAGCUGGAGGCCAGCUGGGCUUCCUUGGGAGUUGAGGGGCAGCUGGGAGGGACUGAGGCUGGAGCUGGGGGGAACCGAUCUUGCUCCCCAGACUCCGGGCUUGGGGUGGCGGUGGAGGGCUUCCCCAGCCCGCUGCUCUCUGUAAGACCCAGGUGGCUCCGGUUCUGCUGGAGGGCAGGAGCUCAGCCUGCGGCCCAGCCUGAACGGGUUUUUGGUAGCCAGGUGCUUCCCUGAGGCUCCCUUUCAUGGUUCAUCCCUCGCCUCUCAUUUGAAUUCAUUUCGUCUCAGACGUCCUGCGUUCCCACCUGGCUGGUGUGGCUCAGUGGUUGAGCAUCGAACUCUAAACCAGGAGAUCAUGGUUCAAUUCCUGGUCAGGGCCGAUUGAUCCCUAGUGUGGGGCAUGCAGGAUGCAGUCGAUCAAUGAUUCUCUCUCUCAUUGAUGUUUCUCUCUCUCCCUCUCCCUUCCUCUCUGAAAUCAAUAAAAUCUCAUAUUUAAAAAAUAUAUUUUUAAAAAGUCCUGCAUUCCCACAUGUGGGAAUGAAGCUGACACGUGUGCCAUGACCUCUCAAUG